AUCUUCCUGCUCCGUCUGAUCUUUAAGCACAUUAGUGAGAGCCCCUGAGCCUUGUCCAGGCUAAACACCAGCGCUCCGCCCCUCGCUGCACCACGGGUGCUCCCUUGGCUGGGCACGAUCCUGUACGUGCGUGUCCGUGCUGCCCGGGGAGCCCACGCCGCACGAGGUGCCCGGGCGCGGUGUCUCAGCCGCGUGGAGGGAAGAAGUGGCUCGCGCCGCGGCCAAGGCCCUUCCCGGUGCCGCCCCAGGUUCGCCACCUCCGCCGCCCCCGCAUUGCUGGCGCACCGCCCGCGGUGUCCGCCGGCACCUGCAGCUCCUCUCCCGACCAGCUGCCUUGCGGCGGGGCAGCUGCCAGCCUGGCUGCCGCACGGUUGUUCCUCCCCAGGGGCAGCACCGCGCAUUUUCCGGUGGUGAGUUCACAGGGUUUCUGUUGCCCGCCAGGGUCCCUCUGAACAGCAGCAGAAGGAACUGCUGUAUUAACCACACUGCUCCUUGUUCUGUACCAUCCGCAGACUUGCCAAGGCUGCACUCCAGCCUGCUAUCCCGCUGAUUAACGAAGAAGCUGAACAGCCCUGGCACCCGAACUGGCCCUGGGGUGCCACUCGUGAGGGACUCCAGCUGGACCCCAUGGCACCAGUGACAAACGCUGGUUUUUCAGUCUGUCUCCAGGCUCUUCACCGGUCUGUACUUUCUCCCUCGGACAACAAGGGUGUUGUAGGAGUCAGCGUCUGGCGGAAUACAGGGCCGGCAAGGGAAGAUUUGCAUUGUGGGCAUUAGCAACAGGAGUUGCUAGAUUUAAAUCCAAAGCCGUUUUUCUGUUUGCUUUCACGGCGCGCUCGGAUGACACCGGGUGCCGAGGGCGAUGUCGGGCAUCCUGCGCCGGCACCAGCGCCCGUCGGUUCGUCAGGCGGAGGCACCGGACACGCUGCGCCGGAGAAGUUCCACCUCUUGCCGCGCCGCUGCCGGGAGCGGAGAGCGGCCCCCGGGCCCCAGCACCGCCCGCUCCGCCAGCGAGCGCGGCGGGCGCGGAACGGAGGCACGACGGACGGACCGACGGACGGACGGACCAGCCGAUCCCACGCCGCCGCACGCCAGGCUGUGCGCAUGCGCCGUGCCCCCGGCCGUUUCCAUAGCAGCAGACGCCAACAGGGCGCGGGGCCUGGCGGGCCGUGCCGGGCCGUGCCGUGCGGUGCGGGGCCGGGCCGUGCGGGGCCUGCCCGGGGCCCGCCAUGGGCGAGCCGGAGGUGGAGGCGCUGGUUUCCCAGAAGUACGAGAUCAAGAGGCGGCUGGGCAAGGGGGCUUAUGGCAUUGUAUGGAAAGCCAUUGACCGCAGGACAGGAGAAAUAGUUGCUGUUAAGAAGAUUUUUGAUGCUUUCAGGAACAGAACAGAUACUCAGAGAACGUUUCGAGAGAUUAUGUUCCUGCAGGAAUUCGGAGAACAUCCCAAUAUCAUCAAGCUGCUCGACGUCAUCCGGGCGCAGAACGACAGGGACAUCUACCUCGUCUUCGAGUCCAUGGAGACGGAUUUACAUGCUGUGAUUAAGAAGGGGAACUUGCUGAAAGAUAUCCACAAGUGUUACAUUCUCUACCAGCUCCUGAAGGCAACUAAGUUCAUCCACUCAGGAAAUGUUAUCCACAGGGAUCAGAAGCCGUCCAACGUCCUGCUGGACGCGGAGUGCUUCGUGAAGCUCUGCGACUUCGGGCUGGCUCGUGCGCUGCGUCAGGACGGGGGCGGCGGCGCCGCUCUGACCGAGUACGUGGCCACGCGCUGGUACCGCGCGCCCGAGGUCCUGCUGUCCUCGCGCAGGUACACCAAAGGCGUGGACAUGUGGAGCAUCGGCUGCAUUCUGGGGGAGCUGCUGCUGGGGAAGCCGCUUUUUCCCGGCACGUCGACAGUGAAUCAGCUAGAGCGGAUCCUGAGGGUCGUUCCCGCCCCGGCCCCAGAAGAUAUUUUGGCUAUGCAGUCAGAUUACAGGGCCUCGAUUAUUAACUGCAUGGGUUGCGGGCAGCGAGUAACAUUGGAGGAGAUUUUGCCAUCCUCUACUCCACUGCCUGCCUUGGAUCUUCUGAAGAAACUUCUGGUAUUUAACCCGGAUAAACGACUCACGGCAGAGGAGGCUCUGCAGCAUCCCUAUGUGAACAGGUUUCACUGUCCCGCCACGGAGCCCUCUCUGGAUCAUGAUGUGAUUCUUCCUUUAGCUGAUGAUAUCCAGCUGUCCGUGGCAGAAUAUCGAAAUAAAUUAUAUGAGAUGAUCCUCGACAAGAAAUCCCGUGGCCGUCCAAAAGAGCGGGUGCCCAGAGAAAACACGCGGCUGGGCCGGUGUGAAUCCAGACCGCGCGCUCCCGGCCCCAGUUCCGCGCCUGCGCCCGGCAGGAGCGCGCCGGGCGAGCCAGCACCGCCGCUGGCGCCUCCUGUGCGCGCUGGCGCCGCCGCCCGGCCGGGCGCGUCCGGCCCCGGGGAGGGGGCGGCGGGAGCGCCGUGCCGGAGGUCGGAGGGCAGCGUGAUGUGCAGUCCCGUCACACGCGCUGCCGCUGGGUGCACGUACCGCCUCCCGCAGCAGGACGUGACCGCCGCGGCGCUGACCGCGCGGGAGAAAGAGGAGCCUGAGCGGGGAAGAGGAGCCAGGGGAGUUCACACGGCAAAACGAGAAGGUAAAGUAAAUUCUGGUGCUGUGAUCAGGAACGGUUCUGCACCACCUUCUCAACAGAUUGGAAUCUCCCACAAUAGGAGACCGGAGAGACAAAUCACACGGACAAGCGCAAAUGCCUGGCUGCCUCCUGCAGGUGUUCAGAACCUUCCUAACAAUCUGAGAAAUACUCAGGUUCACAACAAAGAUGUUUGUCCCGUUCUGAAGCCCAGUAAAAAGAUGUUCCAGAUUACUGCCAAUAUGGGAGCAGCUGGUGACCCGAAAGCGUCGAUGGGCAGUUACUCCCAGGCCUACGGAACCAUAUGUAAAUCUGCACUGCAGAGUCUCCCAAUACUGAAGUCCUCCCAAAGCCAGGAGCAGUGAUUAUGGCUGUGUUCUAACGAGAAAGCAAUAUUCCAAGGGAUACUGUCGCUGAAACACCAUGAAGUUGUUAUCAGGCAACAGUGGGACUGCAGUGAACUUCAAAACUAUAUUCCUGACUUAAUGCUGAUUUUUGAUACAUUAACUUGAAGUUCUUGUAAGAAGUUUCUGUCCCUGAAAUUCUACGUCACCUCUGAUGAAUGGUGGUUGUUGCAGAACGUUGGCACUGCGGUUGCAGAGGGGAUCGGGCGCUGAAUUCCAGCCCGUGAGCGCGGCUGCCGGUGGAACAUCCACGUUAUCUUCCAGUGCCCGUGCACCAGGGGCCAGCUAAGGGAGGAACAGCACGGCCACCGGGACCAGGCGCCACCGGGAGCCGGAGCGCGCCUCGCAGGGAGCGCUGGUUUGUCCUUCAUGAACAGGCGUUUCCUGUGCGUCUGAGGUACAGGCGCGCGCAGGGAGCGGCAGUGACGGGUGCACACGCCGUGUGGCGCUUCUGAGUCCCACACCGGUUCUCACGCGCGGAACAGGCGCCCGCUGCGUGGUUCGCGCUGUGCUGUCGCUGAAAGCCGAACGCCCGGCGAUCCAAUACAGCGCAGCCCCGGGACCCCCUCUGGACCCGAGAGGCGAUGGGCUGAAACACCCGCUCUGUUCUUGGAACGGCUUUAGCGGGUGAAUUCGCUGUUCUGCGGUGUUUGUGUACACCUACGUGAUCCGGUGGUCAGAUCCCAAAGGAGAUGGGUCACGCUAGCUCUGGUCCAGAACUCGCCCGUACACUGUGCUGAGCACGACAAAGUGCCAACGAUCUGAAACACAGCAGAAUUCUGAGAGGUGAUGUAAUCUGUUACUGUAGAGAUCAUUAAACUGCUCACUUGUGUGACAGAGGGUGGUGCUGGAGCAGGUGGGUGUGCAGAGGCUGGGGAGCUGUGGAGUCCUGCAAGUGGGAAUUACAUAUAUAUGAUGAUAUAUAUCUAGAUAUCCUGUCUUCUCUAGAGUAAAACAAUCUCUAUCCGUAUCAUCUGGCAGAGAACAGCUGUAUUGAUCAUUAUGGUUAAUUUUGGGACCCACCAAUAACUGGAUCUGAUUCGUUACUAAGAGCAAACAAAAUGAGUAUACGUACAGCAUUCAUUUAUGAAUUUGUACAGAAGUAGCAGUUUAUGUGUUGUAUCUGAAAUUGUGUAUAUUUAUACAUUAUGGAAUAAGCAUAAGAAAUUAAUUUCAGCUUUUUUUUCCAA
Columba livia (rock pigeon) is the source of this 4240-nucleotide messenger RNA. It is a transcript of the gene MAPK15, whose product is annotated as mitogen-activated protein kinase 15. Bases 1230 to 3011 code for a protein of 593 amino acids. Gene Ontology annotation, molecular function: MAP kinase activity; ATP binding. NCBI's taxonomy places the organism in Eukaryota, Metazoa, Chordata, Aves, Columbiformes, Columbidae. The transcript is spliced from 14 exons. The record is from RefSeq and is a predicted model, not a curated record. Gene Ontology annotation, cellular component: nucleus; cytoplasm. Gene Ontology annotation, biological process: intracellular signal transduction; protein phosphorylation.